Messenger RNA from Arachis duranensis, 990 nucleotides. RefSeq names its product zinc finger BED domain-containing protein RICESLEEPER 2-like. The transcript is spliced from 4 exons. The record is from RefSeq and is a predicted model, not a curated record. NCBI's taxonomy places the organism in Eukaryota, Viridiplantae, Streptophyta, Magnoliopsida, Fabales, Fabaceae. Gene Ontology annotation, molecular function: DNA binding. Bases 1 to 990 code for a protein of 329 amino acids.
AUGGAUAACCCUUUCUCUAUGGAAGUUGAUAGUGGGAAUGUAACACAAAAUCCUGAAAAUAUGGAAACAUCUGAAACGACAAAAGAUAUUAAAAAGAAAAAGACGAAGGCAACAACAUCUGAUGUGUGGAGAUAUUUCACAAAGCUUAGACCUGGUGAUGAUGGUAUAGAUCGUGCUCAAUGUGAUGGAUGCAAACAGAAGUUCAAAGCUGGUGAUGGAUUAAAAAUUGCUCAUGAUGCAUUGGAUAAGAUUAGAGAAAGUGUGAAAUAUGUAAGGGGAUCGGAAAGUAGAAUGAUAAGGUUUAAAAAAUGUGUUUCUGCGAUUCCUGGUUUGAAUUUUACAAGUGGGUUGCAUCUAGAUGUUACUACUCGAUGGAAUUCUACGUACAUUAUGCUCGAAAGUGCUAUCAAGUAUCGGAAGGCCUUUGAGUAUUUGAAGGCAACUGAUCAUGCUUAUAAGCAUUCUCCUUCGGUUGAUGAAUGGGGGAGAGCUGAAAGGAUAUUCUAUCAUAUUCAAUAUGUUUUUAUGGGAAGUUUGAGAAGUGAAGAUGAGCUUCUAAGGAGCAUGGGAGAAAAGAUUAUGAAUAAAUUUAAGAAGUAUUGGGAAAAGUAUAGUGUCAUUCUUGCAUUUGGUGCUAUUCUUGAUCCUAGGCUUAAGAUUUCUACUUUAGAGCUUAUGUAUGAAGAGAUUGAUACUGAGACUGCAAAAGGAAAGGUGGAACAGGUGAAAAAGAAAUUAUACAAGCUUUUUGAAAAAUAUGACAAGAAUUCUCCUCCAACUGUUGAAGCACAAGGACCUAGUAUUCAGUCUUCAUCCAUGACCCAUACUCCUGAAAGUGCAAGCAAGAAGCGACUUGCGAUUGUUGGCAAAUUGAUGAAACGUAACCAUCAAGCUGAGGUCUCUAGUGGAAAGAAUCCACUUGAUACAUACUUGGAGGAGCCACUUUUGUCAAAGAAUUGCUUUAAAGAUUUAGAUGUUUUGGAAUGGUGA